GAAACAAAAAACAAUUACGAACCAUUUAAUUGUAUUGGCCAUUCAUUUUUGUUAUUUAUUUUGUUUUGGAUUUUUGGUUUGUUUUGCGGCUGUUAUGUCGUCAAACGAAAUUAUUGGCCAACAUCAUAAUAAUCAUAAUCAUCACAAUGGCGAUUACAAUGUUGGUAAUCAUAAAUCACAUAAACAUCAUCAUCAUGAAUUGAUUGAAGAGGAUUCAAUCGAUGAAAUAGAUUGCCAGAUUCCAGAUAUCAAAGAGUUUGAUCCAAAAAUUCGUGAUCUACUCGAUGAUCUGAAUCGGUAUUCGACAAAAAUCAAUCAACUUGAACAAUGUUUUCAGGAAGAAAAUUCCCGUUUCCAUCGUGUUCUCAAUGAAAGUUCUGUUCAAUUGAACAAAACAUUGAAGAAAUGUGGCGAACGAAAUGUCUCUACCUCUAGACCUUAUUAUGAGGCCUUACAAAAAUUGAACGACCUUAAAAUAAAGUGCCAAACAGCAGCUCUAAAAUUUGAAAAAUUUAACGAACUUUAUAUGAAUGCCAAACAAGCCAUAUCAGAUGCCGAAUUAAUGUUUCAUAAAAAUAUCAAAGAAGAUGGCCAUUUUGAUCAAUAUUGGCAGGAAAAGCUUAAUAUUGCCAAUGCUAAGUUUAUGGAAGCUAAAUUAAAACGUGAAGAACAUGAACUAGAGCAUUUAAGUCUAAUGGCACAAAUUCGUUUACUCGAAUAUAAUGCAACAGAUUUGAAAACUAAAUAUAAAAGUUCAAUUAAACGAGCAAAAUCUUAUUUUGAUGAAGCCCAUAACAUUGAUUUGAAAUUGAAAAAGAUUCGUGAUGAUACAAAAUUGUUGGAAGAAGAAUUGGCCAAAUGUAAGAGCCAAUAUUCAACAACAUUAAAAAAUUUGGAAAACAUUUCGGAAGAAAUACAUGAAAAACGUGCCCAAUACAUUGCUAAAUCAUUAAAAAGAGAACCAGGUGUUGGCGCCGAAAUUAUUGAUCAAAAUUGCCUUGAAAUUGUCGAAAAUCUAGCCAAAAUUGAAUUGAAUCCAGAUGAAAAAAUUAUUGCCACUCAAACAACCGAUUGUCAUUCAUUAUCAACGUCGUCAUCAUUGUCAUCAACAUCAUCAUCAUCAUCAUCGUGAUUGAUCAAUCAAUGUGUAUGAACAAAAAUCAAUCCAUAAGCAUCAAUUUCAAUCAUACGCGUUUACAAAUCGAAUGCAUUUCAGAAUGUUAAAGGAAUUCAUCAUUCCAUAUAAUCAUCGAUCUCUAUUAUUGUUUUUUUCUUGUAAAAUCGAUAUUUUUUUGUAUAAAUUAUUAUUAUCUCUGUAUUA
Messenger RNA from Dermatophagoides farinae (American house dust mite), 1321 nucleotides. The record is from RefSeq and is a predicted model, not a curated record. Lineage: Eukaryota; Metazoa; Arthropoda; Arachnida; Sarcoptiformes; Pyroglyphidae.